This is a messenger RNA of Phalaenopsis equestris, 321 nucleotides long. RefSeq names its product auxin-responsive protein IAA31-like. Gene Ontology annotation, cellular component: nucleus. Lineage: Eukaryota; Viridiplantae; Streptophyta; Magnoliopsida; Asparagales; Orchidaceae. The transcript has 3 exons. Gene Ontology annotation, biological process: regulation of DNA-templated transcription. The record is from RefSeq and is a predicted model, not a curated record. The coding region runs from base 1 to 321 and encodes 106 amino acids. Gene Ontology annotation, molecular function: protein binding.
AUGGAAGAAGACUAUUCUACUUCUUCCACAGAGUUACAGUUUGAAUUGAGUCUGUCUGGUUCUUCAGCUGAGGGAAGCUCUUCCAAUGAAAGGAGUGAAAAUCCAAAGCAAAAUACUAGAAGCUUAUUUAUGAAGGUUUAUUUUGAUGGACUACCCUUUGGAAGGACAGUAGAUUUAUCAACUCAUGAUGGUUAUCAAAGCCUGGAAGAAACAGUUGAAGAAUUGUUCAGCAUCAAAAUUAUCAAUUCUGCAUCAAAUAUACUCACCUAUGAAGAUAUAGAAGGAGAUUGGAACAGGGUUGGAGAUGUCCCAUGGGAGUAA